Patella vulgata (common limpet) is the source of this 1342-nucleotide messenger RNA. RefSeq names its product rhodopsin, G0-coupled. The transcript has 5 exons. Gene Ontology annotation, cellular component: membrane. Gene Ontology annotation, molecular function: G protein-coupled receptor activity. Lineage: Eukaryota; Metazoa; Mollusca; Gastropoda; Patellidae. Bases 1 to 990 code for a protein of 329 amino acids. The record is from RefSeq and is a predicted model, not a curated record. Gene Ontology annotation, biological process: visual perception; G protein-coupled receptor signaling pathway.
AUGAAGGCCACCUGUGCAACAUUUGGAAACAUACUAGUAUUAGCAGUUAUAUUACGAGAAAGAAAACUGCGGACAAAGCCUCAUAACGUGUUGAUUGUCAACUUGGCAAUUGCUGACUUGGGUAUUUCAUUCUUUGGGUAUCCUCUCACCACCAUCUCCGGGUUUUAUGGUCGGUGGAUGUUCUCGCAGUUAGCUUGUUCUGUAACCGGUUUCUUUAGUUUCUUCCUGUCCAUGGGAAGUAUGAAUACCCUGAUGUGUGUCAGUGUCUAUAGAUACAUUAUGGUGUGUGAUUCCGGUAAACAAAAAUAUCUCAGUUUAGCUAACACCAAAUACGUCAUUGUCGGAAUAUGGUCGCAUGCCUUAUUUUGGACUGGAUUACCAUUGCUCGGAUGGGGUGGAUACCAUUUGGAACCUUUCGGUACAUCGUGUAGUUUAGAUUGGGCCAACAGAGCAUACAGUAAUAUAACCUAUCUGCUAUGCACUAUCGUAGUUUGUUAUUUAAUUCAUGUCAUUAUAAUUGGAAAGUGUUAUUAUAAAAUAGUUAUAACAACUAAAAAAUUACAAUUGUGGGAAAACAGCAGUAACAGAAAUCUACAAACUAUGAGUGAUGUGUUAUGGGUUCAUAGAGUGACAACAGAUAAACAAGUGACAAUUAUGUGUUUUGCAUUAGUAGCGACAUUUUUAAUUAUAUGGACACCAUAUGCCAUAGUCUGCUUGCUUUACGUCAUUUUACCUGACAUUCCCGUCGCCUUGACAACCAUACCUACGAUGUUUUGUAAGGCUGGGUGUCUGAUGAACCCAAUAAUCUACUUUGCUACCAAUGCUAAAUUUCGGGACGUAUGUCGUCACCUGUAUUGUUGCUGUUUUUACAGAAAGGUGGAGAAUGGAAUUGUGCCCAAGAAGGUAAAGGCGUAUGACGAAGUUACUAAGGAUGGUGUAUAUGUUGGAAGAGGUACUCUAAGCGUUAUUGAUGACCCCUCUAUGUUUUAAUAGCCUCACUGAACAACAAUUAAGAAGAGUGUUUCGUCAACUAAACCUAUAAAAAGAAAACUAUUUCAUCUCGGCCGAGUUAGUUGCGAGAUUAUGUUGUGUUGUUCUUAAUGUUAAACGUCCGCUUCCACCGAAGAUGAUAUCGCAGACAAGUCUUAUUUUUCAUUUUUAUUAUCUUGGCGCACGCGCCCUUAGAGGGUCUUUCCUGUGGGAGGAAACCGAAGUACCCGGAGUAAACCCACGAGGUUGAGAAGGCGCCCCUAUCUCCAAGCCACAUACGCUCACACUAGGGAUCAAAACUACACCCGCAAGCCAGAGGUGACCUGUCAGCUAGAGGUCGAAGCGCGGCACU